Lasiosphaeria miniovina is the source of this 612-nucleotide messenger RNA. RefSeq lists its product as uncharacterized. The transcript is spliced from 4 exons. The record is from RefSeq and is a predicted model, not a curated record. Bases 1 to 612 code for a protein of 203 amino acids. Lineage: Eukaryota; Fungi; Ascomycota; Sordariomycetes; Sordariales; Lasiosphaeriaceae.
AUGGCGUCUCUGCUGCCGCUGUUCCAGGACAUCUGGCCCAUGAUCAUGCCGUCGUCCAUCUCCGUAACCAAGGCCGACGACAUACUCCCGCCAGCCGCACCACUGCCGCCACCGGGGGAAGACGACAGCGCCGCUGCUGAGGGGCCGCGGGUCCUCAGCCGGGAUGCAGUCGUCAACAAGACGGACAAGAUGUGCGCUACCGUGCUGCUCGUGAAGCCCAUGUCCAGUACUACCGUGCGGCACCACGGCGAGCAGGAAGCAAUAAUCUACGCCGCCUCCGGGCACGGGGGUGUGCUCCUUUCGCAGCCACCCGACGAAGCGCUCGACGCAGGGCGCGACGAGCCGGAGCGGCACGCGCUCGAUCCGGGCGAUUUCGCGUUCGUGCCGGCGUGGACAGAGCACCGGGUGGUCAACGAGUCGGCGACGUCGGACGUGGUGUGGGUGGUGACGCGGGCCGGCGGGGGGGUGCCGGUCGAAGUGCAGCUUGUGGGUUGGGGUGGGGCGCAGGAGAAGGAGAAGGAGAAGGAGAAGGAGAAGGAGAAGGAGAAGGAGAAGGAGAAGGAGAAUGGGAUUGGGAUUGGGAAGGGGGGCGAGGGAGAGGGUGUGGUUUAG